Cynocephalus volans (Philippine flying lemur) is the source of this 15652-nucleotide messenger RNA. It is a transcript of the gene FRAS1, whose product is annotated as Fraser extracellular matrix complex subunit 1. Gene Ontology annotation, biological process: anatomical structure morphogenesis; cell communication. Gene Ontology annotation, molecular function: protein binding. The transcript has 74 exons. The record is from RefSeq and is a predicted model, not a curated record. The coding region runs from base 503 to 12541 and encodes 4012 amino acids. Gene Ontology annotation, cellular component: membrane. NCBI's taxonomy places the organism in Eukaryota, Metazoa, Chordata, Mammalia, Dermoptera, Cynocephalidae.
GGUGGGUCUUUCGGGGCUCCCGGCGACCCCUUCUGCCGACGCAACGCCGACGUAGGGUGUCAAGUGAACUUUAAAAAAGCUGCUUCGGAAGGACCUGCGCCAGGAUCUGCACUGUCAGAGACCCCGGGGAGGACCGGUCUGCCAGAGGGACACGCUGGGAGAUCUGAUCAGCCGGUGACCGGCAACUUUUCCGGGAGACUUUGCCCCGGAGAGCUGCGCUCUCCUCCUCUAGUUCUCCCACGUUGGCGUCCAGCUUUGGGGAGAGCUCGGCGCGCUCUCCGCCCGGGCAGCGAGCGAAUUGAAUCCCCUGCCCGCUCCGGCGCCCCCGGGCGGAUGUGAGUGUCGCUCUCGGCCCCUCCAUCUCAUUUCCCCGGAGGUGACCGCCCUCUGUCCCCCACCCUCGGUGCGCCCCAGCUCGUGGCGCCGAAACCAGCGUUUUGGCCGAGAAUCGGUUCUUGGAUGCUGAAGACUGGGCUCUUCCAGCGUGGGUGCCAAGGCGGUGAUGGGUGUCCUCAGAGUGUGGCUUCGGGUGGCCCUCGCGUUGGCGGAAUUUGCAGUGUUGCCCCAACAUUCCGAAGGUGCUUGUGUCUAUCAGGGUUCCUUCUUGGCGGAUGCCACAAUCUGGAAGCCUGAUUCAUGCCAGAACUGCCGUUGCCAUGGUGAUAUUGUUAUCUGCAAAACUGCUGUUUGCAGAAACCCUCGUUGUGCCUUUGAGAAGGGAGAAGUGCUUCAAAUAGCUGCCAACCAAUGCUGCCCUGAGUGUGUGUCACGGACUCCGGGAUCUUGCCAUCAUGAAAACAAAAUCCGUGCGCAUGGGACAGAGUGGGCCUUCUCCCCGUGUAGCAUAUGCUCUUGUACUCAUGGGGACGUCUGGUGCACCCCCCGCCCAUGCCCGCCACUGUCCUGUGGACACCAGGAGCUGGAAUUCAUCCCUGAAGGAAGCUGCUGCCCAGUCUGUGUGGGCCCUGGGAAACCCUGUUCCUACGAAGGCCAUGUGUUUCAGGAUGGGGAGGACUGGCACUUGAGCCAGUGUGCCAAAUGUGUGUGUAGAAAUGGGGUCGCCCAGUGCUUCACAGCUCAGUGCCAGCCUCUGUUUUGUAACCAGGAUGAAACUGUAGUUCGAGAACCUGGAGCAUGUUGCCCCCAGUGCUCUGCGCGUUCCUGCUCUGCAGCUGGCCAAGUACACAAGCAUGGUGAGCAGUGGAGCGAAAAUGUCUGCACCACGUGCAUAUGUGACCGGGGUGAGGUCAGGUGUCACAAACAGGCCUGUCCUCCACUAAGAUGUGAAAAGAGUCAGAGCAGGGCUCGACAUCACGGGCAGUGCUGUGAGGAAUGUGUGUCUCCUGCCGGAAGCUGUUCCUACGAUGGGAUUGUGCGGUACCAGGAUGAAAUGUGGCAGGGCUCAGCCUGUGAGUUCUGCGUGUGUGACCAUGGCCAGGUGACCUGCAAGACCGCAGAGUGUGCCAAAGUGCAGUGUGCCCAGGGUGAAGAAUUAAUUCACUUAGAUGGAAAAUGUUGUCCUGAAUGCAUUUCAAGAAAUGGUUAUUGUGUUUAUGAAGAAAAGGCAGAAUUUAUGUCCUCGAAUGCAAGUGAAGUUAAACGUAUUCCAGAGGGAGAGAAGUGGGAAGACAGUCCUUGCAAGGUGUGUGAGUGCCGGGGGGCUCAGGUAACUUGCUAUGAACCCUCUUGCCCACCGUGUCCGGUGGCCACACUAGCCCUGGAGGUGAAGGGACAGUGCUGUCCAGACUGCACAUCAGUUCAUUGCCACCCAGACUGCUUGACCUGCUCUCACUCUCCAGACCACUGCGACCUCUGCCAGGAUCCUGCAAAGUUGCUGCAGAAUGGACGGUGUGUGCACAGCUGUGGUCUGGGACUUUACCAAGCUGGCAGUGUCUGUUUAGCCUGCCAACCUCAGUGCUCCACGUGCACCAGUGGGCUGGAGUGCUCGUCCUGCCAGCCUCCCCAGCUGAUGCAGCAUGGGCAGUGUGUGGCCACCUGCGGGGAUGGCUUCUACCAAGAUCUCCACACCUGUGCAGUCUGCCAUGAGUCCUGUGCAGGCUGCUGGGGUCCGACAGAGAAGCACUGCCUGGCCUGCAGAGAUGCCCUGCAAGUGCUGCGAGACGGUGGCUGUGAGAGCAGCUGUGGCCAAGGCUUCUACAGCAGGCAAGGGACCUGCACUGCUUGUGACCAAUCCUGUAAGAGCUGUGGCCCCAACAGUCCCAGAUGUCUUACCUGUACUGAGAAAUCAGUGUUGCAUGAAGGGAAAUGCAUUUCUGAAUGUCCCAUUGGGUACUAUGCUGAUGACACUGGCAGAUGCAAAGUCUGCCAUGAGUCAUGUGCCAGCUGCUCCGGGCCCAGAGCCUCUCAGUGCACAGCUUGUGUCCAGCCCCAGGCCCUGCGCAAAGGCCACUGUCUGCCCAGCUGUGGAGAGGACUUCUUCCCUGACCACGGGGUCUGCAAAGCCUGUCACUCCUCCUGCCUGACCUGUGCAGGUCCUGAGCCCUCUCAGUGCACCGGGUGCCGGAAGCCAGAGGAAGGACUGCAGGUUGAGCAGCUGUCCGGAGCAGGUAUCCCUGCCGGCGAGUGUCUGUCCCAGUGUAGAGCCCACUUUUACUUGGAGAGCACUGGGCUGUGUGAAGCAUGCCACCAAUCCUGUCUCCAGUGUUCAGGGAAGAGCCCACAUGACUGCACAGUCUGCAGGCCUUCUCAUGUGCUGUUGGAUGGGCAGUGCCUCUCGCAGUGCCCAGACGGCUACUUUAACCAGGAAGGUAGUUGUGCAGAAUGUCACCCAACCUGCAGGGAGUGCCAUGGGCUGCUGGAAUCUGACUGCAUCUCCUGUCACCCUCAUGUCACUCUUACCAGUGGGAGCUGCAGGACCAGCUGCAAGGAAGAACAGUUCCUCAACCUCGUGGGAUACUGUGCUGACUGCCAUCCUCUGUGCCAGCACUGUGCAGCUGAUCUCCACAACACCGGGAGCGUCUGCCUGAAGUGCCAGAAUGCCCGCUACCUGCUGCUGGGGGAUCACUGCGUUCCUGACUGCCCUUCUGGAUACUACACAGAGAGGGGAGCUUGUAAAAGAUGCCACUCCUCCUGCAGAACCUGCUGGGGCAGAGGACCUUUCUCCUGCUCCUCUUGUGACACCAACCUCGUUCUAUCCCACAUUGGCACCUGCAGUACCACCUGCUUCCCUGGGCACUAUCUUGAUGACAACCGUGUUUGUCAGUCAUGCGACACACAUUGUCGAAGCUGUGAUUCACAGACGAGCUGUACCUCCUGCCGAGAUCCAAGCAAGGUCCUGCUCUUUGGAGAAUGUCAGUAUGAGAGCUGUGCCCAGCAGUACUAUCUUGACUUCUCCACCAAGACAUGCAAAGAGUGUGAUUGGAGUUGCAAUGCCUGCAGUGGGCCUCUGAGGACAGACUGCCUGCAGUGCAUGGAUGGCUACGUUCUUCAGGAGGGGGCCUGCAUGGAGCAGUGCUCACUGGCAUUUUACCAGGACUUGGGUCUCUGCAAAAGCUGUGACAGCCACUGUCUCCAGUGCCACGGUCCCCAUGAAUGCACCCAUUGUGAAGGGCCAUUUCUCCUCUUAGAAUCCCAGUGUGUCCAGGAAUGUGGGAAGGGGUACUUUGCAGAUCAUGAAGAGCAUAAAUGCACAGCCUGUCCUUGGGGGUGCCUGCAGUGCAGCCAUAGGGACCAGUGUCACCUCUGUGAUCACGGGUUCCUUCUGAAGAGUGGCCUCUGUGUUUCCAACUGUGUUCCUGGCUUCUCUGUUCACUCCUCUAAUGAAACAUGUGCUGGCAAAAUGCACACCCCUAGUCUUCAUGUGAAUGGUUCUCUGAGCCUUGCAAUUGGUUCAAUGAAGUCACUGGACUUUUCCCUCCUGAAUGUCCAAGACCAGGUUGGCAGGGUGGAAGAUCUCCUGUUCCAUGUUGUGAGCACUCCCACCAAUGGUCAGCUGGUGCUCUCAAGAAAUGGAAAAGAGUUUCAGCUGGACAAGGCUGGCCAUUUUAGCUGGAAAGAUGUGAAUGAGAAGAAAGUGCAUUUUGUGCACAGCAAAGAAAAACUCAGGAAAGGUUACUUUUCUCUGAAAAUUAGUGACCAGCAGUUCUUCUCUGAGCCACAGCUGAUCAACAUACAAGCAUUUUCAACACAGGCCCCCUAUGUGCUGAGAAAUGAGGUUCUCCACAUUAGCAGAGGAGAGAGGGCAACAAUCACCACCCAGUUGCUUGACAUCCGAGAUGAUGACAACCCACAGGAUGUGGUCCUUGAAGUGCUUGAUCCUCCGCUUCAUGGCCAGUUGCUCCAAACAUUUCAGUCCCCUGCAGCCCCUGUCUAUCAAUUCCAGCUGGAUGAACUCUCCCGGGGCCUUCUCCACUAUGCUCAUGAUGGCUCAGAUAGCACAUCCGAUGUUGCAGUCUUGCAGGUCAAUGAUGGACACUCCUUCCAAAAUAUACUGUUCCACGUGAAGACUGUGCCCAAGAAUAAUGGAGGUCUUCAGCUUGUGGCUAAUUCAAUGGUGUGGGUUCCAGAAGGGGGGAUGCUGCAGAUUACCAACAGAAUCUUACAGGCCGAAGCUCCAGGUGCCAGUGCCGAAGAAAUUAUCUACAAGAUUAUGCAAGACCACCCCCAGUUUGGGGAGGUGGUGCUUCUGCAUAAUAUGCCAGCAGACAGUCCCACAGACGAAGGGCAACACCUGCCUGAUGGGAGGACAGCAAACCCCACCAGCACCUUCACGCAGCGGGACAUCGAUGAAGGCGUCGUGUGGUACAGGCACUCGGGAGCCCUGGCCCAGAGCGACUCCUUCCGCUUCCAGGUGUCCAGUGCCACCGAUGCCCAGAGCCGCCUGGAGAGCCGAAUGUUCAACAUUGCCAUCUUACCACAGACACCUGAAGCACCUAAACUCUCUCCGGGAACGUCUCUCCGUAUGACCGCUCGGGAAGAUGGCCUGACUGUGAUUCAGCCUCAUUCUCUCUCUUUUGUAAACUCUGAGGGGCCAAGUGAAAGGAUUAUAUACAAUAUCACUCUGCCUCUGCAUCCAAAUCAAGGUAUCAUCGAGCACAGGCGCCAGCCACACACUCCUGUCCGGUAUUUCACUCAGGAAGAUAUUAACCAGGGCAAAAUCAUGUACCGUCCUCCUCCUGCAGCCCCCCAUCUCCAGGAGCUCAUGGCCUUCUCCUUUGCUGGUCUCCCAGAAUCGGUGAAAUUCCACUUCACAGUUUCCGAUGGAAAGCACACGAGUCCGGAGAUGGCCCUCACCAUCCACUUACUUCCCGUUGGUCGGCAGCUGCCAGUGUUCCAGGUCACAGCUCCUCUGCUUGAGGUCAGUCCAGGAGGCAGCACUUCUGUAGGACUUCGGUUGAUAGUAAGAGAUGCUGAGAUGGCACCUAAAGACCUCUCCUUUGAGCUUCGGAAGCCUCCACAGCAUGGUGUGCUCCUUAAGUAUGCAGGAGAGUCCCAAAGGCCCAUGGCCGCAGCUGACACUUUCACCUAUGACGAUAUUGAGAAAGAUGCUCUUCGGUAUAUACACGAUGGCUCCUCUGCCCGGGAAGACAGCAUGGAAAUCUCAGCCACAGAUGGUAUCACAGCAACAACGUUGGAAGUCAGAGUGGAGGUGUCCCUGUCAGAGGACCAAGGGCCUCGGCUGGCUGCUGGUUCCUCAAUGAGUGUAACUGUUGCUAGUGGAAGCACAGCCAUAAUCACUCGGUCACACCUUGCUUACGUGGACGAUUCUUCCCCCGACUCAGAGAUCUGGAUUCGGUUAAAUUCUCUGCCCACGUAUGGUACUCUCCUAAGAACCUCAGGACCUGAGGUGGAAGAACUCUCAGAGGUUUCCAAUUUUACUAUGGAAGACAUCAACAACAAGAAAAUUAGGUACUCAGCUGUGUUUGAGACGGGUGGUCAUCAAGUUACAGAUAGCUUCCAUUUCUCUGUCUCUGACAUGGACCACAACCAUCUGGACAAUCAGAUGUUUACUGUCAUGGUCACUCCUGUAGAAAGUCCACCUCCAGUCAUUGCUUUUGCUGACCUUAUCACGGUUGACGAGGGAGGGAGAGCUCCCCUCUCAUUUCACCAUUUCUUUGCUACUGAUGAUUAUGACAACCUCCAGGGAGAUGCCAUCAUUAAACUAAGUGCUCUGCCCAAAUACGGCUGCAUUGAAAACACGGGAACAGGUGAUCGUUUUGGCCCUGGAACUACCAGUGACCUAGAGGCAUCCUUCCCCAUUCAAGAUGUCCUGGAAAACUACAUUUACUACUUUCAGAGUGUUCAUGAAAGCAUUGAGCCAACCCAUGAUAUUUUUAGUUUUUAUGUGAGUGAUGGAACCAGUCGUUCAGAAAUUCACAGCAUCAAUAUCACCAUCGAGAGGAAAAACGAUGAGCCUCCCAGGAUGACCUUGCAACCUCUCCGAGUGCAACUAAGAGCAGGAGUGGUGAUGAACAAUUCUUCCUUGAGCCUGCAAGACCUGGACACCCCGGAUAAUGAGCUGAUUUUUGUAUUGACAAAAAAGCCUGACCACGGUCAUCUACUCCAGAGGCUUACUGCUUCUGAGCCUCUGGAGAAUGGGACAAUUUUAGUCCAGGGCUCCUCCUUCACCUACCAGGAUGUUCUGGCCAGCCUAGUUGGGUACAUGCCUGGUGACCCUGGUGUGGCAGUGGAUGAGUUCCAGUUCUCCCUCACUGAUGGCCUCCAUGUGGAUACAGGGACGAUGGAGAUCUACAUAGAACUGCCUACAAGUGACACCCCCCAGUUGGCUGUAAACCAAGGCCUACAGCUCUCAGCAGGGUCUGUAGUACGCAUCACAGAACAGCACUUGAAAGUGACAGAUCGUGACUCAGAUGACCAUCAGGUCAUGUACAUCAUGAAGGAAGAUCCUGGUGUAGGGCGCCUGCAGAUGGUUAAACAUAACAACCUGGAGAAAAUCUCUGUUAAAGGCCCCGUCCGAAGUUUCACCCAGGCGGACAUUAGCCAAGGGCAAGUAGAAUACCAUCAUGGAACAGGAGAACCUGGCGGGAGAUUUGCUCUUAAGUUUGAUGUGGUUGAUGGAGAAGGCAACAAACUGAUGGACCAGUCAUUUUCUAUCAGUGUUUUAGAAGACAAAUCCCCACCAGUCGUCAUCACCAAUAAAGGGCUGGUCUUGGAUGAAAACUCAGUGAAGAAAAUCACCACUCUGCAGCUAUCUGCCACUGACGAGGAUAGCAAGCCUGCAGAACUGAUCUACAGAAUCACCAGGCAGCCCCAGCUGGGCCACCUGGAGCAUGCAGCAGCACCGGGUAUCCAGAUUAGUUCCUUCACUCAAGCUGACCUGACUUCACGAAAUGUUCAGUAUAUCCAUUCUAGUGAGACCGAGAAACUUUCAGAUGCCUUCAGCUUUACCUUGUCUGAUGGAGUCAAUGAGGUGACUCAGACCUUCCAUAUCACUAUUCACCCUGUGGAUGACUCGCUGCCCGUUGUACUGAACUCAGGGAUGCGGGUGCAGGAGGGUGUGAGGAAAACGAUCACAGAGUUUGAGCUCAAGGCGGUGGACGCAGACACAGAGGCCGAGUCUGUCACUUUCACCAUUGUGCAGCCCCCCCGCCAUGGUGCCAUCGAGCGAGCCACCAAUGGGCAGCAUUUCCACCUCACCUCCACCUUCACCAUGGAAGACAUCUAUCAGAACCGGGUCAGCUACAGCCAUGAUGGCAGCAACUCCCUCCACGACUGGUUUGCCUUCACCGUUUCUGAUGGGACAAACCCUUUCUUCAUCACCAAGGAAGGUGAAGAAGAGAUCAUGACAGCAGCACCUCAGCAGUUCCGAAUAGACAUCCUCCCAGUAGACGAUGGCACCCCUAGAAUUGUCACCAACAUGGGGCUCCAGUGGCUGGAGUAUAUGGAUGGCAAGGCAACCAACUUGAUAACCAAGAAGGAACUGCUGACCAUGGACCCAGACACUGAGGACCCACAGCUUGUCUAUGAGAUAACGUCGGGCCCCAAGCAUGGCUACGUGGAGAACAAGCUGCAGCCUGGCAGAGCUGCUGCUACUUUCACCCAGGAGGAUGUGAACUUGGGGUUGAUUCGUUAUGUGUUGCAUGAGGAGAAGAUCCAGGAGAUGAUGGAUAGUUUUCAGUUUCUGGUAAAAGACAGUAAACCGAAUGUGGUCAGCGACAAUGUCUUCCAUAUCCAGUGGUCCCUCAUCAGCUUUAAAUAUACCAGCUACAAUGUCAGUGAGAAGGCGGGAUCUGUCAGCGUCACAGUGCAGAGGACUGGGAACCUGAACCAGUAUGCCAUCGUCCUGUGCCGCACUGAGCAAGGCACCGCCAGCUCCAGCUCCAGGGUCGGCUCCCAGCCUGGACAGCAGGACUACGUGGAGUAUGCAGGCCAGGUGCAGUUUGAUGAACGAGAGGACACCAAGUCCUGCACCAUCAUCAUCAAUGAUGAUGACGUGUUUGAGAAUGUUGAGAGUUUCACUGUGGAGCUCAGCAUGCCAGCAUAUGCCCUGUUAGGGGAGUUCACCCAGGCGAAGGUCAUUAUCAAUGACACCGAGGACGAACCCACAUUACAGUUUGAUAAGAAGACCUACCGGGUCAACGAGAGUGCUGGUUUUCUUUUUGCACCUAUUGAAAGAAAAGGAGAUUCAAGCAGCAUUGUUUCUGCAGUCUGCUACACGAUCCCUAAAUCAGCUAUGGGAAGUAGCCUCUAUGCUCUAGAAUCAGGCUCUGAUUUUAAAUCUAGAGGGAUGUCUGCUGAGAGUCGUGUGAUAUUCGGGCCUGGUGUCACCAUGUCCACCUGUGACGUCAUGCUCAUUGAUGACAGCGAGUAUGAAGAGGAAGAGGAGUUUGAGAUUGCCCUGGCAGAUGCUUCCAACAAUGCCCGCAUCGGAAGGGUGGCAAUGGCCAAGGUGCUCAUUAGUGGUCCCAAUGAUGCCUCCACUGUGUCCCUGGGGAACACAGCUUUCAUGGUCAGCGAGGAUGCAGGCACAGUGAAGAUUCCAGUUAUCCGCCAUGGUACUGACCUUUCUACUUUCACAUCUGUCUGGUGUGCAACACGGCCCUCGGACCCUGCUUCUGCCACCCCGGGUGUCGACUAUGUCCCCAGCUCUAGGAAGGUGGAGUUUGGGCCUGGUGUCACAGAGCAGCAUUGCACCUUAACUAUCUUGGAUGACACUCAGUAUCCAGUAAUUGAAGGACUGGAGACAUUUGUGGUUUUCCUCAGCUCUGCACAAGGGGCCGAACUGACCAAACCCUUCCAGGCUGUCAUUGCAAUUAAUGACACAUUCCAGGAUGUACCCAGCAUGCAGUUUGCCAAGGAUUUGCUGCUAGUGAAGGAGAAGGAUGGUGUCCUGCAUGCUCCUGUCAUUCGCAGUGGAGACCUGAGCUAUGAGUCGUCAGUGAGGUGCUAUACUCAGAGCCACUCGGCUCAGGUCACAGAGGACUUUGAGGAGAGAAGAAAUGCAGACUCUUCACGGAUUACGUUUCUGAAAGGGGAGAAAGUGAAGAACUGUACUGUGUAUAUCCACGAUGACUCCAUGUUUGAGCCAGAGGAACAGUUCAGGGUCUACCUCGGCCACCCUCUUGGAAACCACUGGAGUGGAGCUAGAGUUGGAAAGAAUAACAUGGCCACCAUCACCAUAUCCAAUGAUGAGGAUGCCCCCACCAUUGAAUUUGAAGAAGCUGCAUACCAAGUCCGGGAACCCGCGGGGCCAGACGCCGUUGCAAUUCUGAGCAUCAAGGUGAUCCGCAGAGGGGAUCAAAACAGGACCUCCAAGAUUCGCUGUAGCACACGGGACGGCUCUGCCCAGUCUGGUGUGGAUUAUUACCCAAAGAGCCGAGUCCUGAAGUUUAGUCCCGGUGUGGAUCAUAUCUUUUUUAAAGUCGAAAUCCUGUCUAAUGAAGACCGGGAAUGGCAUGAAUCCUUCUCUCUAGUCCUGGGCCCAGAUGACCCAGUGGAAGCAGUUCUUGGGGAUGUGACCACAGCCACCGUGACUAUUCUAGACCAGGAGGCAGCAGGGAGUCUCAUAUUGCCAGCACCGCCCAUUGUCGUCACACUUGCUGACUAUGACCAUGUGGAAGAGGUUACCAAGGAAGGAGUCAAGAAAUCCCCCUCCCCAGGCUACCCACUGGUCUGUGUCACCCCCUGUGACCCUCAUUUCCCCAGAUAUGCCAUCAUGAAGGAGCGCUGUAGCGAGGCUGGCAUCAACCAGACGUCCGUGCAGUUUAGCUGGGAAGUGGCUGCCCCCACUGAUGGCAAUGGGGCCCGGUCUCCCUUUGAGACCAUCUCCGACAACACACCAUUCACCAGUGUCAACCACAUGGUCCUGGAUAGCAUUUACUUCAGCCGGAGAUUCCAUGUGCGUUGUGUGGCAAAGGCUGUGGAUAAGGUGGGCCAUGUGGGGACCCCCUUAAGGAGCAACAUUGUUACCAUCGGAACAGACAGUGCUAUCUGCCACACUCCAGUAGUGGCUGGGACAGCUAGAGGCUUCCAGGCUCAGUCUUUCAUCGCAACCUUGAAGUACCUGGACGUCAAACACAAGGAGCAUCCGAACAGAAUCCACAUUUCGGUGCAGAUCCCACACCAGGAUGGAAUGCUGCCCCUCGUCUCCACCAUGCCGCUGCACAACUUGCAUUUUCUAUUAUCCGAAUCCAUCUACAGACACCAGCACGUCUGCUCCAAUUUAGUCACCAUCCACGACCUCAGAGGCAUCUCAGAGGCAGGAUUCCUGGACGACGCCGUCUACGACAGCACCGCCCUGGGGCCUGGCUAUGACCGCCCCUUCCAAUUUGACCCCAGCGUGCGGGAGCCGAAGACCAUCCAGCUCUACAAACACCUAAACCUGAAGAGCUGCGUGUGGACCUUUGACGCCUAUUACGACAUGACCGAGUUAAUUGACGUCUGUGGGGGCUCGGUGACUGCCGACUUCCAGGUGAGAGACUCUGCUCAGUCGUUUUUGACAGUACACGUGCCUCUGUAUGUGUCCUACAUCUAUGUGACAGCCCCUAGGGGCUGGGCCUCCUUGGAGCACCACACCGAGAUGGAGUUUUCCUUCUUCUAUGACACUGUUCUCUGGAGAACAGGCAUCCAGACGGACAGUGUGCUCUCUGCAAGGCUUCAGAUCAUAAGAAUCUAUAUUCGAGAGGAUGGCCGUCUUGUUAUUGAAUUCAAGACCCAUGCCAAAUUCAGAGGACAGUUUGUGAUGGAACACCACACUCUCCCAGAUGUGAAAUCUUUCAUAUUGACCCCUGACCACCUAGGAGGAAUUGAAUUUGACCUGCAGUUGUUGUGGAGUGCUCAAACUUUUGAUUCUCCCUACCAGCUCUGGAGAGCCACCAGCUCUUAUAACAGGAAGGACUACUCGGGGGAGUACACCAUCUACCUGAUCCCCUGCACCGUGCAGCCCACCCAGCCGUGGGUGGACCCAGGAGAGAAGCCUUUGGCCUGCACCGCACAUGCCCCAGAAAGGUUCCUGAUACCCAUUGCAUUCCAGCAGACCAACCGCCCUGUACCGGUCGUGUAUUCGCUCAAUACUGAAUUUCAGCUCUGCAAUAACGAGAAGGUGUUCCUAAUGGAUCCAAACACAUCUGAUAUGUCAUUGGCAGAAAUGGAUUACAAAGGAGCCUUCUCAAAAGGUCAGAUCCUUUAUGGCCGAGUACUCUGGAAUCCAGAACAAAACCUUAAUUCUGCUUACAAACUCCGGCUGGAGAAAGUCUAUCUUUGUACCGGCAAAGAUGGCUACGUGCCUUUCUUUGAUCCUACGGGGACAAUCUACAAUGAAGGUCCACAGUAUGGAUGCAUUCAGCCAAACAAACACCUGAAACACAGAUUCCUGCUGCUGGACCGCAGUCAGCCAGAGGUGACUGAUAAGUACUUCCAUGACGUGCCUUUUGAGGCUCACUUUGCUUCUGAGUUGCCUGAUUUCCACGUGGUCAGUAGCAUGCCAGGUGUGGAUGGAUUUAUUCUGAAAGUGGAUGCACUCUAUAAGGUGGAAGCAGGACACCAGUGGUAUCUCCAGGUGAUCUACAUCAUUGGCCCUGACACCAUCUCAGGGCCCCGGGUCCAGCGCUCUCUCACGGCCCCUCUGAGGCGCAACCGAAGGGACCUGGUGGACCCCAGUGGCCGGCUGACCCUUGACGAUUCCCUCAUCUAUGACAAUGAAGGAGAUCAAGUCAAAAAUGGCACGAAUAUGAAGUCCCUGAAUCUGGAAAUGCAAGAGCCAGUUGUAGCUGCUUCUCUGUCCCAAACUGGGGCAUCUAUAGGCAGUGCCCUGGCCGCUAUCAUGGUUCUGCUUCUGGUGUUUUUGGUGGCUUGUUUCAUCACCAAGAAGUGCCAAAAACAGAGGAAGAAGCAGCCCACAGAAGACAUUUUGGAGGAAUACCCUCUGAAUACCAAGGUGGAUGUGCCCAAGAAGAACCCAGACAGGGUGGAGAAGAACGUGAACAGACACUACUGCACUGUGCGAAACGUCAACAUACUGAGAGAAACCGAGGGGACUUACACAUUCAAAGGUGCUAAAGUCAAAAAAUUGAAUCUGGAAGUCAGAGUUCACAACAAUUUACAAGAUGGAACUGAAGUUUAAUGGAGGAGAUCCACGUGUAUUUUUUUCUAAAGUCAUUUUUAUAAAACGGGGAAAAUACUGGUAUUUUUAUAAUCUUACAGAUAAAAAAGGGAAACCUAUAGCUUUGAGUGGCAGACGGCACACAUCACAUGCAUCAACUCACAACUGAGCUACCUCAUUAGACAAAGAACCACUGAGACCCCAGAGUGUUGGAGUAGAGUAAUUCCUGUGGAUCCCUUAUAGUAGUCUCAGCAACUACCAAUAGCUCCUCUGGAAGGCUGAUCUUAGAAAACAAGUAGUUUCAUGUUAGGACAGGAGUUGGACAAUUAGGUUAACUGAUAGAGUUCAGAGGACUGGGGAACGUACCGUAGCAGAGCUCAGAGUGAGUAGGGUCCGAGGCCUUUGGUUCCCUUCCCUACACACAGCUUUCUCCUACUUGGGCUUUUCCUGGGCCUCUGUACAGCAGAGUACAAAUUGUUGACAUGCAGAUUACAUUAAAAAUUCUGCCAAUCAGCACAAUGUAUGUAUUUGCUCAUUGUUUCCACUGGAUGGCCUUUGCUCUGUGGCCUCUAAUUGUACAUUGCUUUUUCAGAGCUCUUUUCCCCUAGUGCUUUCAGUGUGCUUUAAACUAGAGUCGUCCACAGAUCAUGAGAGAAACCUCGGGCCUCUCUUGUCAGACUUCAGGCACAGAGGACUCCCCCUUACAAAGGGGGGAACCAAAACCUGGGAAAAGGAGGGGCCUGGCAAGCAUCUCAGAGCACAUUAGUGGUUCACUUCACCCUAGGCCCAGGGAGAUGUCCUUGUUCCCGACUGGUUUAUUCUGCACUGAGACAUCCCUCCCUGAUGAGGGUGCUGCAAAACAGGAUCAAUGCACCAUGGCCUUUUUAUCAAGCAUUGCUGUGGAGGCUUAAAAAACCCACCAUGCUUUCCUUCUACCCCAGGCUUUGCACAGUCCAAUAAUAGACAAGCCUGUGUGCUUUGCUAGCUACAGGCUUUUUAUUUUGUUAAUGUUUCAGGAAAGUAAGCGAUUCAUUUGAAUAAAGCAAAUAGGAGAAAGCCCAGGUUGGAAUGAAAUCAGAGUUAACAAAUGCCUGCUGGUGCUUCUUGCUGUAUGUCACACAGCAGAUGGAGGCACUGCUACUGGUGCAGUAUUUCAAGGAUUUCUCUUUUGGGGGGUUCUUUUAUGGUAGCUCAGGCACUUAUUUUUGUCAUAUUAGCACAUGACAAAGCCAUAAACACGUGGCUUUAAAAUAAUUUAGUGUUCAACUAUCAACUGAACUAUUUUGUGUGUAGUGUGCACAUACCUUGAUUUGUUUCUUUUUUGUUUCUGCUUAUUGGCAGAAGUAUUAGCAUGCAUGCCAUGGUGUUUUGAAUGAAAGGCAAAAUCCCAUUGUUCAGGAGCAAAAGACGUGUUCUCUUCCUAUUGCAUGGCAUACCAUAAUCACUGAGCAAAUAACUAAGCAUUCACAUGGUGUAAUAUUUGCAUUAGAAUGACUCAAGCUCUUUGAGAACAUUCCAAACUGGAAACACUUUGGUUCUAAAAGCUAGAAAGAAUGAACCAUGAAAAGUUUUAGGGCUCUAAGUUCUACCAGGUUCAACCAGGUUCUAAGUUCCUUGAGAGUAGGGCCUUUCAUUCUUCAGCAGUGCCUUGCAUAUAACAAGCACUCCAGAAAUGUUUGUUGAGUGAAUGAAUGAAUGAUGUAAAGGGUGAGUGAUAGAGGACUAAAUUUAGGAAGGGGAGGUGAGUGAGUAUGCUAUCAAUAUCACGAGGGCAAGUGGACGGAAAAAACAUCUUUUCUACUUGGAUUAUGAAAUAAUCUAAUUGGAGAAAUAAAACACCACUUUACAUAGGCAUGAAUCUGGCAGUAGUCUUAAGAAGGAAUGAACAGAAAAGUCGUAAUAAUGUACUAGUAGGAGGUGAGAGUGUGAAUUGGCAUCCAGAACAAGAAAUUUAGAAGAAAAUCUGAUUUAGCAUUCUGAGAUGAGUAUAAAGUUUUCAAGAGAGGAUGAAUUGGGGUGAGCCCAGAUUCUGAAACUCCUGCCUGUUUGGGUGCUGUUUAAGACCAGCUCAGGCAAUUCAGGGCAGAACUGUACCAUCCUCAUGGAGAGCCAGAAUUGGUAUCUCAUGGCUUGAGUGCUCAUCAGCUGGGCACAGAAUCUUCCCCAGAUUUGGGGAGCAACUUUCCAUUCAGCCAAUAUUUGUAACUGCUCCAGGUGCCAAAAUACUUACCUAUUAAAGCAGCACCUUUCCAUUUGCUCAAAUAAUCUUCUACACCCCUCCCAUUACUAUUAACUAUGACACAUGCAUGGGAAGAGUGCAGACAGGUGGCAGAAUAAAGCUUGUGUGAGAAGGAAUGGAGACUGAGCCCCCAGUGCUCCUAGCAGCCUCCAUGUACAAGGUCUGAAAUGACACUGGCAACAGCCUGUGAGGACCUUGAGGCAGUGAGCUAUGUGUGAAAGGAAAGCCCUUUGCCCAGGACGUGUACUUUGUGGAACACCAGUACUUCUGUAGUGGAUGCACGCUUGUGAAAUAGAAAGCGUUAAGAGAUGUGAUGUUGUAUUUAUCCCUUUGAUGUAGAGUUGUUCAUUUCAUUUAUGUUUUAUACUUCAUCUUAGGGAUCAGAUAAUUUGGUGACUAAUGUGGAUUAUUUUUCAGUCAAAGCUCUGCUUUCACUUUCUCUAAUUUGCUCACUAAUGCCUUGUGUGUGUUUUACUAGCCUUUUAUAUCAUGCCUUCAGGUGAGAAGGAACAAAAAACCCUCAGGGGUUGCUACUUGCUAUCAUAUGCUGGCUGUGAAGGUUGAAAGAAAGAACAGUCAUACCAUUUUUCUGCUUUGCUGUCUCUUAUCGUACCCCAGGCCUCCUGGAGGACUCCUGCAGAUUCCUACUGUUGGGUGGGAGAUAGUGUCAGAUGUGUUUGCACAGUCUUAUGAUAUUCAGUCUCAGUCUCCUAUAGGUAUUUGUUAUUUUUAAAUACAUACACCUGCUCAGACUGAGUAAGACAUUUGUGGUGCUGUCAACCUGAUUUCUUGAUUCUCAACUGAUUUUUGUAUUUCCAAUACGAAUUUGUGUGUUAUGAAUUUCUGAUGUAUCCAAUAGCAUAUGCCACUAUAUAAAUUUAUAUUAAUAAAUG